GAAAACGGAGAAGAAAAGAAAAAGAUCACCUUCUUUCUUAGCUCCCGCUAUAUCCUCUCCUUCUCCGAUCAUCAACCCUAGCAUUCGAUUCCCCCAAAUCCAUCUUCGUUUCGGUGUUCUUGUAUUCUCAAUUGAGGUUUAUUGAUAUCUCCAUUGAUUUUUUUUUUGAGGAAUUUGAGUAGUUUGAGAGCGGAUUGUGGACGAUGGAGGAGGAGGAGACGGUGGAAAAGCUGAUGCAAGCCGUAGGGGAGAUCGCCGGGAUCUCCGACUACCGGAAUGCGUACAAGAGGCAGUUUUGCAACCUCUCCCGGCGGAUCAAGCUUCUCGCUCCCAUGUUUGAGGAGCUUAGCGAUAGUCAGGAACCGAUCCCCGAGGAGGAAGCUAAAACCCUAGUGAAGUUGAAGGAUGCGUUGGUUGCUGCAAAGGAGCUGCUCCGAUUGGGCAGCGAUGGCAGCAAGAUCUGCUUGGUCCUUGAGAGGGAAAAGAUAAUGAAACGUCUGCAGGAAAUAACUGAUCAACUGGAACAAGCUUUAAGUGAAAUUUCAUUCGAGAGGCUUGAUAUAUCGGAUGAAGUUAGAGAGCAGGUUGAACUUGUUCAUGCUCAGUUCAAAAGAGCAAAAGAGCGGAUUGACAUGCCUGAUACCGAGCUGUAUGGUGAUCUUUCAAUGGUUUGCAAUGGAAGCACUGAAGGCAAUAUAGACCCUGUGAUUCUACAAAGAUUGGCAGAGAAGUUACAGCUGACAACAAUAUCUGAACUCAGUCAAGAAUCAUUUGUUUUGCAUGAGAUGGCAGCUGCCAGCAGCAGUGCUGAUCCAGGAGAAAACACGAAAAAGAUGCUAGUGUUGCUGCAGCAAAUCAAGGAUUUCAUGCAGACCCAGAACCCUCAAAUGGGUGAUCCAGCAAUUUCUAAUGUGCCUGCUGAUGAGAAGCCCAAAACUCCUGUAAUUCCAGAGGAUUUUCGCUGUCCAAUUUCCCUUGAACUGAUGAAUGAUCCUGUCAUUGUGGCAACGGGACAGACAUACGAGCGUAGCUCCAUCGAGAAAUGGCUGGAUGCUGGACAUGAAACUUGCCCGAAGACACAGCAGAAGCUCGCAAAUACAUCUUUAACACCGAACUAUGUCCUCCGAAGCCUCAUUGCCCAAUGGUGCGAGAGCAAUGGCAUUGAGCCACCCAAGCGGCCCACUCGGCCUAGAAGCCCUUCAGCUUCAAGUGAAUGUACUAAAAUAGAUGCUCUUCUCCAAAAGCUAUCUUCCCCAAAUCCUGAUGACCAGCGAUCAGCUGCUGGUGAGCUACGCCUUCUUGCUAAGCGUAACACUGACAACCGUGUCUGCAUAGCUGAGGCUGGUGCUAUUCCCCUUCUUGUCAAUUUGCUCUAUAUGCAAGAUCCUCGAACCCAGGAGCAUGCAGUCACGGCUCUUUUAAACCUCUCAAUCUGUGAGGAGAACAAAGGGAGGAUAAUCUCCGCUGGUGCAGUGCCAGGAAUUGUUCAUGUACUGAGGAAGGGAUGUAUGGAGGCUCGAGAAAAUGCUGCUGCCACACUAUUCAGCCUAUCAGUGAUUGAUGAGCAUAAGGUAAUGAUUGGAACAUCAGGAGCUAUCCCAGCACUUGUGGCGUUACUGAGUGAAGGCAGCCAACGAGGAAAGAAGGAUGCAGCUACGGCACUGUUUAAUCUCUGCAUAUACCAGGGUAACAAGGGAAAGGCAGUCAGAGCUGGCGUCAUACCAACUCUGAUGAAACUCUUGAUGGAACCAGGAGGAGGUAUGGUGGAUGAAUCUCUGGCGAUACUAGCCAUAUUAUCCAGCCAUCCUGAUGGUAAGGCUGCAAUUGGUGCAGCUGAGGCAGUGCCUGUGCUUGUGGAGGUUAUCGGGAGUGGGUCUCCUCGAAAUAGAGAAAAUGCAGCUGCGGUCCUCGUGCACCUCUGCAGUGGUGAGCAGCAGCAUCAGUAUCUGGCAGAGGCACAAGAGCGAGGUAUCAUCAGUCCCUUGCGUGAUCUGGCUUCAAAUGGCACUGACCGGGGCAAGAGAAAGGCCACACAAUUGCUCGAUCGCAUUAACAGAUUUCUCGAACAACAGAAACACGCACAGUCUCAGCUUGAAUCACCCACACAACCAAAUUCUCAAGUGGAGCAACCGAGGCUCUGAUCUCCAUGCCACAUUCUCUACAAUUAGACGAUGUUUUUGGCAACCUAUCAUGUUUUCAAUUCAAGAGUGUGAUUAAUGAUACUCUGAUUGGAAGGUGAGGAACGGUGGAAGAUCACCUUGCCUUGCUGAAUGUGUUGUUGUAUCUUCAAAUGGGGGAGAGUAGAGAUUACACAAGGAUUCUGAUUACUAUUUAUCAUUAUCUAUUGCAACAUCCUCAAGUUUUAUGGAGGUAUGGUGA
Molecule: messenger RNA, 2379 nt
Organism: Dioscorea cayenensis subsp. rotundata (Guinea yam)
Lineage: Eukaryota; Viridiplantae; Streptophyta; Magnoliopsida; Dioscoreales; Dioscoreaceae
Product: protein spotted leaf 11-like
Biological process (GO): cell surface receptor signaling pathway; protein ubiquitination
Cellular component (GO): nucleus; cytoplasm
Molecular function (GO): protein binding; ubiquitin-protein transferase activity
Source: RefSeq, a predicted model, not a curated record